This is a messenger RNA of Sebastes umbrosus (honeycomb rockfish), 3077 nucleotides long. RefSeq names its product protein phosphatase, Mg2+/Mn2+ dependent, 1J (gene ppm1j). Gene Ontology annotation, biological process: protein dephosphorylation. Lineage: Eukaryota; Metazoa; Chordata; Actinopteri; Perciformes; Sebastidae. The record is from RefSeq and is a predicted model, not a curated record. Gene Ontology annotation, molecular function: protein serine/threonine phosphatase activity.
CCUCCUGAGAGAGGAGCAGUGAGUCCAUCAGGCGGAUUACAGGCUGUCCGCAGCACUGAGAGCUUUUAUUCUGUCUGAAUGAGGAAAACAUCGCGUCUGUCUGCUGCCUGAGAGCUGAGAGCUGUCACAUGGGGCCGAGGAGGGGGGAAAGAGAAACAUCGCUUCCUGAAAUGAUCCUCGUCACUGGCUGUGUAUUGUUUUUUUGUUUUUUUAUAUAACAUCUAACAACAUCGCAGCGCGUUUUAAUUCUCCCAGUCCGGAUCUAUUUGGUUGUGGAUGAUGAUCAGCAAAGUUAAAAACGCCAUGUCCACUCUGGUGGGAGGGAUGAUGCCUCACGGACACCACCACCACCACCACCACAACCAUCACCCAGGAGGAGGUGGUGGUCAGCCCGGCGGACCUGGGGACAGCCUGCCGCCGCGCUUCCCCUACGGCCGGCCGGACUUCUUGGACCUCACCCCGGAGCUGCUGCAGUACUCCACCGAGCACGCGUCACGGCCGGUGCUCACGUUAAAGAGAGACAGCAGGCUGCCCUGGAGGACGGGAUAUGCAGAGGUGAUCAAUGCGGGGAAGAGCAUGCUGAACGAGGACCAGGCCUCUUGUGAGAAGCUGUUCGUGAAGAAGCCGAGUGGCAAACACCGCAACUCCUCUCUGAUGGAGGACAACGGGGAUGGAACAGGAAUCCCUCUCCACUUCUGGGGCGUGUUUGACGGACAUGCAGGUUCUGGAGCCGCCAUCAUGGCCUCCAAGCUGCUUCACCGCCUCAUCAGAGACCGUUUGGGAGAAAUCUGCCACCUGAUGGAAAACCCCACCAGCGCACCUCCUAUCUGCCUGGCUAAGAACGGCAGCCCGUACCAGGCGGACGCAAAGAAGGGGGCCGCGCAGGAAACGGAAGACCCCGAUGCCGUCACUGACUCAUCAGUGCGCUUUCACAUGGAGAAGGUCGUCAGUUUGGAGAGCCUGGUGAUGGGAGUCAUAGAGACCGCCUUCUCACAGAUGGAUGACCUAAUUGAAAAGGAAAAAACGUCCUAUGCCAUCUCCGGUGGGUGUUGUGCCUUAGCCGCCAUUCAUUUAAUGGGGAAACUCUACGUUGCCAAUUCUGGAGAUAGCAGGGGCAUAAUCAUCCGGAAUAAUGAAGUUAUUCCCAUGACGAAUGAAUUCACACCUGAGUCAGAGCGACAGCGGCUACAGUAUCUGGGCUUCCUGAGGCCGGAGCUCCUGGGUAAUGAGUUCACUCACAUUGAGUUCCCUCGUAGGAUCCAGCACAGCGAGCUAGGCAAAAAGAUGCUCUACAGAGACCACACCAUGACUGGCUGGGCUUAUAAGACGAUUGUUGAAGAUGAUCUGAAAUUCCCCCUGAUAUAUGGAGAAGGGAAAAAGGCACGUGUCAUGGCGACAAUCGGAGUGACCCGUGGGCUGGGAGAUCAUGACCUGAAGGUGUACAACUCCAACAUUUACAUCAAGCCCUUCCUCUCCUGCGUCCCUGAGGUGAAGGUUUAUAACGUGGAUGAAAACAAACACGGCCCAGACGAUGUCUUGGUCAUGGGCACAGAUGGAUUGUGGGACGUAACAACGGACAGGGAAGUGGCAGAGGCUGUGUCAGCCUACUUAUCCUGCUGUGAUCCCUCUGAUCCCAUGAGGUACACUCUGGCAGCCCAGGACCUGCUGAUGAGGUCACGAGGCGUGCUGAAAGAGCGCGGCUGGCGGCUACCCAAUGAAAGACUGGGCUCAGGCGAUGACAUCACUGUGUUUGUCAUCCCGCUGGCGGGGCAGGAGCCAGAGACAUGACAAGGCGUCGCAGCGACCGCUAUGACAGGGAUGACGCUUUCCGGGUCCUUCCCUCCUAACUCCUUAAACCCUGGACCGACGGGGCGGCGGGAGGAGAAAACACCUUUGUCAUAGGGGAGACUCGGGUCUGAGCAGCACCAUCAUCAACAACCCCAGACUGGACCCAGUCCCAGCAUCAGCUUCACUUCAACCCAACCCAGGAUCAUUGGGUUGGUCUCAGUCAUGUAACAAAAGAUUUCCAGUGACAUUAUAAGAGAAGUCACACUCUUCCUCCCAGACCUGCUGUUUGUGACGGUUGCCAGAGAGAAUUAAACCCUCGUAGUAUUUUUGUUUCCCGUUUACGUUUGAGGCUGGACCGCUACUCGAUCCUUUGAAUGGAUUGUUCAUUUUCAUGUCAUAUAAAUCCUGAAUGUGACUCGCUUUUGUAAAAAAAAAUAAGAAAAAAAUGUUUCACAAUCAUAUAUUUUAAAGGGGAUUGCAGUAAAGAAUGUGAGGAAACCAAAGAGAUGCUGUUGUGGCAUAAGGAUGGAAACCUGUAAAAAAAAAAAUAUAUAUAAGAAAUAAACAAAAAAAUCAUUAGAUUAAUUUCUGUACAUUAAAGAAGCAUGUAGGAAGUAAAAACAGUGAAAUGGAUCAGUUUUUUUUCAGCACUGGACUCAGAAUCAGUUGAGCCUGUAUUUCUUUACUUCCUGUUUUAAUGAUGAAUGAAUGAACGACGACACCUUAUAGGCACUCGAAGACUGUUGCACAUGCUCUGUGGUAGCCUGUUGAGUUGUGAUAUAUUUUUAUUGAAUGUGCUCAUAAAUGAUUUGUUUUUAUUUUAUUGUCAUUACUAUAGAGAGAACAGAGGGUUACACUUAUGUUCAGUUUAAAAAAAAAAAAAAAAAAGGAUCAUUUGUUUAAUUUAACAUGUUUUAUUUUUUUAACUCUCAGAGCAGAAAGUAAUCGGUUCUCAGUAAAUGUCUCGGUAUAGUAAGAUGUGAUAAACGUCACACAUAUGCCUUAUUAAGAGAUGGAGAUCUUUUCUUCAGAUGCACUAAAUUUGAUCCUCCCUGUAGAAGAUGCCCUUAAAUGUACCGUAUACGUCUUUUGUACCAUUUUUGUUAUGUCAUGUUAUUUAGAUUAUCCAUAUAUAUUUUUGAAGACAACUUUGGCUGUAAGCAGUAUCAGGAGUUUUAGUUUUAUGUUUCUAUCCAUUAACUGUUUGUUUAGAGAGACGGUGUGUCCUAGAGUAGGAGGUAGAAGGAUAAUGUGUACCAGCUUAGAAAUAAAUCAGAUUUUCCCAUUUG